Molecule: messenger RNA, 6798 nt
Organism: Anoplophora glabripennis (Asian longhorned beetle)
Lineage: Eukaryota; Metazoa; Arthropoda; Insecta; Coleoptera; Cerambycidae
Product: dynein beta chain, ciliary-like
Exons: 24
Biological process (GO): microtubule-based movement
Cellular component (GO): dynein complex
Molecular function (GO): ATP hydrolysis activity; dynein light intermediate chain binding; minus-end-directed microtubule motor activity
Source: RefSeq, a predicted model, not a curated record
GUUGAAGAAUGGUUAAAUCGCAUUCAAAGUUCCAUGAGAGAAACAAUUAGAAUUUCCAUUGGCGAAGGAGUUUUGUCUUACGAAGAGAAACCUAGAGACCAGUGGCUAUUCGAUUUUCCCGCACAGGUUUCUCUAUGUGGGACGCAAAUCUGGUGGACCACAGAAGUGAAUAUAGCCUUCUCUAGACUUGAGGAAGGUUACGACAAUGCCAUUAGAGAUUAUUACAAGAAACAAGUGGCGCAACUUAGUACAUUAAUUUCUUUAUUACUAGGCGACCUAUCAAAACAAGAUAGGCAAAAAAUUAUGACAAUAUGCACGAUUGAUGUUCAUUCCAGAGACGUCGUUGGUAAACUGAUUCAAACGAAAGUGGAUAGUGCUUUGGCUUUCCAGUGGGUUUCUCAACUGAGACAUAGAUGGGACGAAAAAGAGAAACAAUGCUUUGCCAACAUAUGCGAUGCACAAUUUAGAUACAGUUACGAGUAUUUGGGAAAUACACCGAGGCUAGUUAUUACUCCUCUGACAGAUAGAUGCUACAUUACGUUAACACAAUCCUUGCACUUAAUUAUGGGUGGUGGUCCCGCAGGACCUGCAGGAACAGGUAAAACUGAAACAACGAAAGAUUUGGGCAGAGCUCUCGGAAUUAUGGUCUAUGUUUUUAAUUGUUCAGAACAGAUGGAUUACAAAUCCUGUGGUAAUAUUUACAAAGGACUGGCACAGACUGGAGCUUGGGGAUGUUUUGAUGAAUUCAACAGGAUAUCAGUGGAGGUUCUCUCUGUCGUGGCUGUUCAAGUAAAAUCUGUUUUAGAUGCUAUAAAAAAUAAAAAAACCACUUUUGACUUCAUGGGUGAUAUGAUAUCUUUGGUGCCAACCGUAGGCAUAUUUAUAACGAUGAAUCCAGGUUAUGCGGGAAGGACAGAGUUGCCAGAAAAUCUAAAGGCCUUAUUCAGACCAUGUGCUAUGGUAGUUCCUGACUUUGAGCUUAUUUGUGAGAUAAUGUUAGUUGCUGAAGGAUUCCAAGAAGCAAAAAUCUUAGCUAGAAAAUUUAUUACUCUAUACACACUUUGUAAAGAAUUGUUGUCUAAACAAGAUCACUAUGACUGGGGACUGCGAGCUAUCAAGUCAGUAUUAGUGGUAGCAGGAUCAUUGAAGCGAGGGGAUCCUGGUAGACCAGAAGAGGAGGUUCUUAUGCGAGCUUUGAGAGACUUUAACGUUCCUAAGAUUGUUACAGAUGACAUGCCAGUAUUUAUGGGUCUAAUUGGAGAUUUGUUUCCUGCUUUAGAGGUCCCCCGGAAGAGAGAUGCCGAUUUUGAGAGAACCGUUAAGCAAGCUGCUAUUGACUUAAAAUUACAACCUGAGGAUAAUUUUAUUUUAAAGGUCGUUCAACUCGAAGAGUUAUUGGAAGUAAGACAUUCAGUUUUCAUAGUCGGGAAUGCUGGAACUGGCAAGACUGAAGUGUGGAAGACGCUGUUCAGAACCUACAUUAAUAUAAAAAGGAAACCGAUAUUUAACGAUAUAAACCCUAAAGCCGUUACAAAUGACGAACUCUUUGGAAUCAUAAAUCCAGCCACCAGGGAAUGGAAGGAUGGAUUAUUGUCAGUUCUAAUGAGGGAUCAAGCAAAUUUGUCAGGUGACAACCCCAAAUGGAUCGUAUUAGAUGGAGACAUCGAUCCUAUGUGGAUUGAAUCUUUAAACACCGUAAUGGACGAUAACAAAGUUUUAACUUUAGCGAGUAAUGAAAGAAUUGCAUUGACCCCUGCAAUGCGCCUUCUCUUUGAAAUAUCUAAUUUGAAAACGGCUACUCCUGCAACAGUGUCGAGAGCUGGGAUACUCUACAUUAACCCACAAGACCUCGGCUGGAAUCCGUAUGUAACUAGUUGGAUUGAGACAAGACAAAUUCCAGCUGAAAAAUCCAAUCUUAUUAUGCUUUUUGAUAAGUAUAUCCCCAACUGUUUAGAAAAUGUCCGAACUAGAUUUAAAAAAAUAACUCCAAUAACUGAAACUGCCCACUUGGGCAUGUUAUGCCAUUUACUUGACUGUCUUUUAACACCAAGCAACACGCCAGCAGAUUGUCCGAAGGAAUGGCACGAGCUAUAUUUUGUAUUUUGUUGUGUUUGGGCAUUUGGAUCAGCUAUGUUUCAGGAACAAACGACAGAUUAUCGAGUUGAAUUUACAAAAUGGUGGGUUAAUGAAUUUAAAACAGUAAAGUUCCCUACUGGUGGCACUGUAUUUGAUUACUUUAUAGACAGUGAAACAAAACAAUUUGUUUCUUGGACAGAGAGUUUAGGUCGCUUUGAAUUAGAUCCAGAUGUACCUCUUCAGGCUGUUCUGGUACAUACGGCAGAAUCAAUUAGAAUUCGAUAUUUCUUAGACCUGUUAAUAAAAAAGCGUGCCCCGAUAAUGCUAGUUGGUACAGCGGGGUGUGGCAAAACAGUCCUAAUUAAUGAAAAACUGGCAUCUCUUUCUGAGAACUACGCCAUUUGUAACAUUCCCUUUAAUUUUUACACGACAUCUGAAAUGUUGCAAAAAAUUUUGGAGAAAUCGUUGGAGAAGAAGGCUGGUAGAAACUAUGGUCCUCCUGGAAAUAAAACCCUAAUCUACUUUAUCGACGAUAUGAAUAUGCCUGAAGUAGAUGGUUAUGGAACAGUUCAACCGCACACUUUAAUUAGACAACAUUUAGAUUACAGUCAUUGGUACGACCGAGGCAAGCUUACUUUGAAAGACGUCCAUAACUGUCAGUAUGUCUCCUGUAUGAAUCCUACGGCUGGAAGCUUUACGAUAAAUCCUCGACUUCAAAGGCAUUUUUGCGUAUUUGCAAUAAGUUUUCCUGGAAUAGAUUCUCUAAUGACAAUUUACCACUCGAUUUUAACCCAGCACCUGAACAAUAGUGAAUAUAAGUUUCCCUCAGUGGUUACCAAACUGAGUGUGAACAUUGUUAACGCUUCAAUAGCGUUACAUCACAAAGUAAUGCAAAUAUUUUUACCCACUGCUGUAAAGUUUCAUUAUAUUUUCAAUUUACGAGAUAUAUCCAACGUAUUCCAGGGUUUACUAUUUAGUUCAAACGAUUGUCUCAACCAACCAUCUGAUUUAAUUCGCCUUUGGUUACACGAAUGCCAACGAGUUUAUGGUGAUAAACUGAUUGAAGAAAAGGAUAUUGAUGCCUUCACCAAAUUGCAGUCUGAUGUAUUCAAAAAGAAUUUUGAGGAAACAGAUGAAUUAAUAAUAUUUGAAAAGCCGAACAUAUACUGCCACUUUGCAGGUGGUAUAGGAGAACCUAAAUACAUGCCUGUUAAAAGGUGGUCAACUUUGAACAGGCUGCUCAAUGAAGCAAUGUCGAGUUACAACGACUUGGUGGCUGCAAUGAAUUUGGUUCUUUUUGAAGAUGCUAUGAUGCAUAUUUGCAGGAUUAAUAGAAUCCUUGAAUCACCUCGUGGCAGUGCCCUCUUGGUAGGUGUUGGCGGCAGCGGCAAACAAUCUUUGGCUAGAUUAGCUGCUUUCAUAUCAUCCCUGGAAGUAGCACAAAUCCAAUUAAAAAAAGGUUACGGAGUAGCUGAUCUUAGGCACGAGUUGGCGUCACUUUAUUUGAAGAGUGGAAUGAAAAACGUGGGCAUUAUGUUUCUUAUGACAGACGCACAAGUUCCUAAUGAAUAUUUUCUGGUGCCAAUGAACGAUAUGCUAGCAUCUGGAGAAAUUCCAGAUAUGUUUCCAGAUGAUGAGAUAGAGAAUAUAAUCGCUGGUGUCAGGAACGAAGUAAAGGGUGCAGGCAUAUUGGACACUAGAGAGAAUUGUUGGAAAUUCUUCAUAGAUCGGGUUCGGAGGCAGUUCAAGUUGGUACUGUGUUUUUCUCCUGUUGGAUCAACGCUGAGGGUGAGAUCUAGGAAAUUUCCUGCUAUAAUUAACAAUACGCAAACAAACUGGUUUCAUGAAUGGCCUCAAGAUGCCCUUGUUUCUGUGGCGGCAAGAUUUCUUCAAGAACUUGACGUUUUACCGGAAGAAUUACGAGACUCUUCUGCCAGAUUUAUGGCAUUUGCCCACACAUCCGUCAAUACAAUAUCAAAGAUGUAUCUCCAAAACGAAAGGAGGUAUAACUACACUACUCCAAAAUCGUAUUUGGAGCAAAUAAACUUAUACUCCAAACUGCUUUGUCAAAAAUCCGAAGAACUUGAUUCUAAAGUUAAACGAUUGGAGAACGGUUUAGAAAAGUUAGAAAGCACAUCGAAACAAGUGGAUGAACUAAAAAAGAAGUUAGCCAUCCAAGAGAUUGAGCUUAAAGAGAAAAACGAUGCAGCAGAUCAUUUGAUACAAAUCGUAGGUAUAGAAACGGAAAAGGUUUCCAUAGAAAAAAACUUAGCAGAUGAAGAAGAGGCUAGAGUUGCCAUGAUUGCAGACGAAGUGAGUAAGAAACAAAAGGAUUGUGAAGAGGAUCUGAUGAAAGCGGAACCCGCCCUGUUAGCUGCCCAGGAAGCACUUAAUACGUUAAACAAAGCAAAUUUAACGGAAUUAAAGUCUUUCGGAUCCCCACCAGGGGCAGUCACUAACGUAACAGCGGCUGUCAUGGUCCUUUUGGCCCCAGGGGGGAAAAUUCCGAAGGACAGAAGCUGGAAAGCAGCAAAAAUCGUCAUGGCUAAAGUCGACACAUUUUUGGAUUCAUUGAUCAAUUAUGAUAAAGAAAACAUUCACCCAGAGGUAAUCAAGGCUAUAGAACCGUAUUUAAAAGAUGCUGAGUUCGAACCUGAAUUUGUCAGAUCCAAAUCGGCUGCAGCGGCAGGUCUUUGCGCUUGGGUCAUUAACAUUAUAAAGUUUUACGAAGUAUUCUGUGAUGUAGAACCUAAGAGAAAAGCAUUGGCCGCAGCUAAUGCUGAACUGGCAGCUGCACAAGAAAAACUAAAUUCCAUUAAAAAGAAAGUUGCGUCAUUAGAAGAGCAACUAGCAAAGUUAACGGCAGAUUUCGAAAAAGCAACAAGUGAAAAGUUACUAUGUCAACAGGAAGCAGAUGCUACCAGUGCUAUUAUCCAAUUAGCAAAUCGUCUUGUGGGUGGACUUGCAAGUGAAAAUAUUCGUUGGGCUAAAGCUGUGGAAAAUUUUAAAGAAAAUGGUAAAAUGAUGCCUGGCGACGUUCUCUUAACGACAGCUUUUAUUUCUUACGUAGGAUGCUUUACAAAGCAAUAUCGUUUGGAUCUGCUCCACAAGAUGUGGUUGCCGUUUUUCAAAACGUUAGAGCCUGCGGUACCAAUUACGGAGGAUUUGGAUCCAUUAGCGUUGUUAACAGAUGAUACUAUUAUUGCAAAAUGGCAUAAUGAAGGACUGCCUAGUGACCGCAUGUCAACAGAAAACGCAACAAUAUUAUCGAAUUCUGAUCGAUGGCCAUUAAUGAUAGAUCCACAAUUACAAGGCGUAAAAUGGAUUAAAGAACGAUAUGGCGAAACACUAACAGUGAUACGUUUGGGCCAAAAAAGUUAUCUGGAUGUUCUAGAAAAAUGUAUCACAAACGGGUCUAUUGUUCUAAUCGAAAAUAUUGAAGAGAGCGUUGAUCCAGUACUGGAUACUUUACUUGGAAGAUACUUAAUAAAGAAAGGAAAGGCUAUAAAAAUUGGAGACAAAGAAAUUGAAUAUAAUCUAACAUUUAGACUGUUGCUUCAUACUAAAUUAGCUAAUCCGCACUAUAAACCCGAAAUGCAAGCGCAAGCAACUUUGAUUAACUUUACAGUUACUAGAGAUGGAUUAGAAGAUCAGUUGUUGGCUGAGGUUGUUAAAGCAGAGCGCCCUGAUCUUGAAGAAUUGAAGGCUGACUUGACAAAGCAACAAAAUGAUUUCAAAAUAAUCCUAAAAUCUCUCGAGGACGAUUUGUUGUCCCGUUUAUCAUCUGCUGGGGGUAACUUGUUAGGAGACACCACUCUUGUAGAAAAUUUGGAAACCACUAAGCGAACUGCUGCAGAGAUCCAAGUAAAAGUAGCGGAAGCCAAGAUCACAUCAGUACAAAUCGACGAGGCAAGAGAAUAUUACAGACCCGCUGCUGCCAGAGCUAGUUUGCUAUAUUUCAUUUUAAAUGAUUUGAAUAAAAUCAACCCUAUUUAUCAGUUUUCUUUAAAAGCAUUUAGCGUCGUUUUCCAAAAAGCAAUUGCGAAGGCAGAACCUGCCGAGACCGUUGCUGAACGAGUAAAUAAUUUAAUAUCGUGUAUAUCAUUCUGUGUUUUCCAAUACACAACCAGGGGAUUAUUUGAAUGUGACAAGUUAAUAUUUGCAUCACAAAUGACUUUUCAAAUCUUACUGAUGAAUGAAGAAAUUUUACCUUCGGAUUUAGACUUUCUUCUGAGAUUCCCCAUAAAACCUCAUGUCACUAGUCCUGUUGACUUCCUGUCUAAUUCAAGUUGGGGAGGAAUAUGUAGUCUCGCAACUAAGGAAGAAUUCAGAAAUUUAGACAGAGACAUAGAAAAUUCUACCAAGAGAUGGAAAAAACUCGUGGAAUGUGAAUGCCCCGAACGUGAAAAAUUCCCUCAAGAGUGGAAGAAUAAAACAGCACUACAAAGGCUGUGCAUGAUGAGGGCACUUAGGCCAGAUAGAAUGAUAUAUGCCAUGAUGGCCUUCAUUGAAGAAAAAUUAGGAGCAAAAUACGUUGAAAAUAAAAAUGUCGAGUUUGAAAAAUCCUUCCAAGAAGCUAGCCCAUCGACGCCUAUAUUUUUUAUUCUCUCUCCUGGUGUUAACCCACUAAAGGAUGUAGAAGAAUUAGGAGAAAAAUUAGGAUUUACUUUGGAAAAACAAAAUUUCCACAACGUGUCUUUAGGUGAGUAUAGUCUUAGUUGA